Oppia nitens is the source of this 4326-nucleotide messenger RNA. RefSeq lists its product as uncharacterized. The record is from RefSeq and is a predicted model, not a curated record. Gene Ontology annotation, molecular function: heme binding; monooxygenase activity; iron ion binding. Lineage: Eukaryota; Metazoa; Arthropoda; Arachnida; Sarcoptiformes; Oppiidae. The transcript is spliced from 12 exons. Bases 1 to 4326 code for a protein of 1441 amino acids.
AUGGCCGGUUAUGAGACCACAGCCACCAUAUUGUCAUUCUGUACGUAUGAAUUGGCUUUUAAUCAGAAUAUUCAACAAAAACCGUACGAAGAAGUCAAAUAUUUGACACGAAAUGUUGACUAUUGGUCCAAACGUGGCAUCAAUGGACCCAAACCGGUGCCUAUAUUUGGAAAUUUGUUGGAAUUAUAUUUUACCAGAUCUAAGAUAAUUACAGAAAUAAAAUGGUUUGAAAAAUAUGGCAAAAUAUAUGGAUAUAUUGGUGAAACUGGUCCCAUACUGACUGUUGCUGAACCCGAACUCAUCAAACAGAUAUUGGUUAAGGACUUCCAUAUAUUAGCCAAUAGAAAGGAUCUUAAGAUUUUGCCACCAGAUCUGAGCAAAAUAUUAGUCAAUCUGAAUGGCGAUGACUGGAAACGGGUCCGAUCGAUAACGACGCCUACAUUCACUUCGGGUAAAAUUAAACGAAUGUAUCCAUUGAUGAAACAAUGUGUCGAAGAUUUUGCCGAAUAUUUGCGUCCAUUGGCUGACCAAAGAUCACAUAUAGAUGUGAAGAAACAGUUCGGUAAUAUUACAUUGGAUAUGAUAUCUACCUGUGCUUUUGCUACUAAACUUAAUGUACACAAUGAUACGGAAACAAAUAUGUACGUUAAAUAUGCUACCGCAGCCUUCAAUAGUAAUAAACUAAUAGAUUUAGUUCAGAUGCUGAUACCAAAUAAAUUAAUAAAAUUAUUGUAUAUAUUGGGUCUAUUCAAAAACCUGUCCGCAGAUUUUUUUAUUAAACAUUUACAACAAUUACUUAAAAAUCGUCGCAAUAAUAGAGAUAAACAAUAUAAUGAUUUGUUUCAGUUGCUCAUUGAAGCCGAAAGUGAUGACAAAAAUAUGAUAAAUGAAAACGAUAUCAAUGAAGCACAUCAUGUCUAUGAAAACGCCGAAGAACUGGAAUACCAAAAACGUGCCCUAAAUUUAAGAUUAAUUAAUAAAAAGUUAACCGAAGAAGAAAUUAUAUCGCAAUCAAUAUUAGUAUUAUUGGCCGGUUUUGCCACAACAGCCGUCACAUUGUCAUUGUGUUUGUAUGAAUUGGCACUCAAUCAGGAUUGUCAACAAAAAUUGUAUGAUGAGAUCAAGUGUGUCAUCGACUCUAAUGGACAGAUCAGUUACAAUGAAUUAUCACUUCUGCCAUAUUUGGAUUCAUGUCUUAUGGAAACAUUGCGCUUACAUUCGCCGGCCGAACGACUUGAACGAAAAACCAUCGAUGACUACAAACUUGGAAACACUGGUAUUACUCUAUAUAAGGGACAACAGAUAGAGAUUCCUAUCUAUGCUAUCCAUCACUCGGAAGAGUUUUUUACUAAUCCCUAUGAGUUUAAUCCGGAGAGGUUUAUGCCUGAAAACAGACAUAAUAUCAUUCCCUAUACAUACCUGCCCUUUGGUGCCGGUCCUCGUAACUGUAUUGGUAUGCGGUUUGCAUUACUUGAAGCUAAAUUAGUUUUGGUAGACAUUAUAGAGAAAUACCGAUUUUUUUCGACCGACAAAACAGAUAAUCCGCUAAAAAUUAAGUCUAAUCUCAUUAUUACUGCUCCUGAAAGGGUAAUCCUCGCAUUUGCAUCAGUAAUACUAUUGAUUUAUCGAUAUUUGACACGAAAUUCUAACUAUUGGUCAAAACUUGGCAUCAAUGGACCCAAACCGGUGCCUAUAUUUGGAAAUUUAUUACAAUUGCAUUUUACCAGAUAUAAGAUAUUAACAGAAAUUCAAUGGUUUAACAAAUAUGGCAAAAUAUAUGGAUACUAUGGUCAAAGUGGUCCCACACUAACCGUUGCCGAACCCGAACUCAUCAAACAGAUAAUGGUUAAGGAUUUCCAUAUAUUUCCUAAUAAAUCUGUCCGAAAGAAUCCGCAUCCAGUUAUGAGCAAAAAUUUAGCCGAUCUUAAUGGCGAUGACUGGAAACGGAUCCGAUCGAUAACCACUCCUGUGUUUACUUCGGGUAAAAUCAAACGCAUGUAUCCACUGAUGAAACAAUGUUCUCAUGAUUUUGCCGAACAUUUGCGUUCAUUCGCCGACCAAAAAACAAAUGUCGAUUUGAAGACACAGUUCGGUAAUUAUACACUGGAUGUGAUAUCUACCUGUGCUUUUGCAACUAAACUUAAUGUACAUAAAGAUAUGGAAACAAAUAUUUUUGCCAAAAAUGCAUUCAAAUCUUUCAAUUCUUUUAUAAUGAUUUUUUUGGCUCAAUUAGUGUUACCUAAAAUUAUAAUAAAAUUACUGUAUAUAAUGGGUUUAUUCAAGACAGUGAACAUAGAUUUUUUCAUAACAUUUUUGCGACAAAUACUCGAUAAUCGGCGCAAAAGUGAUAAAAAAUAUAACGAUUUGUUUCAGUUGUUCAUUGAAGCCGAAAGUGAUGACAAAAAUAUGAGACAUGAAAACGAUAUCAAUGAAGCACAUCAUGUGAAUGAAGGCGCAGAGGAACUGGAGGCUGAAAAAUGUGCGCUUAAUAUAAAAUUAGAUAACAAAAAGUUAACCGAAGAAGAAAUGAUUGCCCAAUUGUUUGUUGUUUUAAUGGCCGGUUAUGAGACCACAGCCACCACAUUGUCAUUCUGUACGUAUGAAUUGGCACUCAAUCAGGAUAUUCAACAAAAACUAUACGAAGAAGUUAUGUCUAUCAUCGUCUCAAAUGGACAGAUCAGUUACGACAAGUUAUCACUUCUGCCAUAUUUGGAUGCAUGUCUUAUGGAAACAUUAAGACUUCAUUCACCGGCUCAACGAGUGUCCCGAAGAACCAUCGAAGACUAUAAACUGGGAGACACUGGUGUUACCAUUUAUAAGGGACAACAGAUUGAUGUUCCCAUCUAUGCUAUCCAUCAUUCGGAAGAAUUUUAUGCUAAUCCAUAUAAGUUCAGUCCGGAGAGGUUUAUGCCUGAAAAUAGACAUAAUAUAAUUCCCUAUACAUACCUUCUUUUUGGUGUCGGUCCUCGCAAUUGUAUUGGUAUGCGAUUUGCAUUACUUGAGGCUAAGUUAGGUUUGGCGCACAUUAUAGAGAAAUACCGAUUUUUUCCGACCGACAAAACAGACGUUCCUCUAAAAUACAAGAUAUCUAUUCUAACGGCUGCUGAAAGGGUUAUCGUUGGUAUUGAUCAUAGAAAAUUAUGUAAUACAAGUACCACCAGAAAUACAUCGGUUCCCAUAUUGAUAGUCAUAUCAUUUGAUGGGUUUCCCUAUGAUUAUGUUCAACGAGAACUGACACCUAACUUAUAUCGUUUGCGAGCCACUGGAGUUAGCGGUCAUAUGAUAUCGCAGUUUAUAACAAAAACAUUUCCAAACCAUCAGUCAAUAGCCACCGGAUUUUUUGAGGAAAGCCAUGGAAUUGUUAGCAAUGAGUUCUAUGAUCCUAAAUAUGAUGCCGUCUUCGAUGUGGACACUUCGCCCGACAUUUGGUGGACGGAAUUUCCGGUCACUCCCGUUUGGACAGUCAAUGAAUUGUAUGGCCGGCACAGUGGAGGCUAUAUGUGGCCGGGAGGUCAUGUCAAGUAUCGGAAUGUAUCGCAAACGUAUAAUCAAGUUUAUAAACACGGCUUGAAUUGGGAGAUGAGGAUCGACACAAUAAUCAAUUGGUUAACCAGCACAAGUAAACCAGCAAAUUGUAUAUUCAUGUAUUUCGAGGAACCGGAUAGUGAUUUACAUCAAUGGGGACCGUAUAGUAUACAGACUAUGAUACAGAUGCGUCGAGCCGAUGAUAUUGUAGGCUAUUUGUUGAACAGUCUGCAUAGGAACGGGUUGUCUAGUAUAACAAAUUUGAUUGUAUUGUCUGAUCAUGGAUUCGCUAAAGUGAGCUCUGAACAUGUCAUACAAUUAAAUGAUAUCAUUAAUCCAAAUUUGUAUGCCCUCUACGGUCACUCACCUGACUGGUCACUACUGCCAAAGUCGGGAUAUGAAGAUCUGGUUUACGAGACACUGUUGAAUGCGUCCAAAACAAUGCCGUUUACUAUCUAUCGCCGUCAAGACAUACCUAUUCAUUAUCACUACACUAAUAAUCGUCGAAUUUUGCCGCUAUUUCUUACUGCUGACGAGGGAUGGGAUGUAUUUCAAAAUGACAGUCAAUGGCACCGACCAAAAGGCUAUCCAGUUUGGGGUAAUCACGGAUGGGAUAAUAGGCUACCGUCGAUGCGUCCAAUGUUUCUGGCCAAUGGACCGGCAUUCAAACGGGGCUACUAUUUGAACAAAGUGUUUGCCAACACCGAUCUCUAUCCAUUGAUGCUAACUGUGCUUUCACUACCAGUGCACGAGUUUCACAGUAAUGGAUCACUGGAUGCUGUCAAAGAUUUAUUAAAUUAA